CAAUGGACCGAUGAAGUCAUUUUUACCACUUACACCUCCCUUGCCGGAAAUUCGCUGGAUGCCAUUCUCAUUGAUUACGACAAGGCCUGGUCCCCGUCAUUAGUGCUUGUCAACGCGGUUGAUACGGUUAAAAAUAUAGGAGAUACAACUUACAAACUGAUGUACAACCCUGAUGACCAAACGGUAAAAUGGGAACCAAGAAUUUUGCUCCGUGGUUCGUGUACUCCGGAUGUUACGUAUUACCCUUUUGAUAGGCAAGUGUGUGACUUUACAUACACGGCAUGGGGCUACAUGUCCGAAGAAAUCCGCCUGCAAAUUAUGACGACAGAAUGGGAUAUGUCUGACUACGAGAAGAACGGUGUAUGGAAGGUCAUCUCAACAAACUCGGAAAUCUACCAGUAUGGAGGGUCUGAUUACGUCAAAUUUGAGAUUACAAUUCAAAGACAACCUCUGUACUUCACCUUCAAUAUCGGACUUCCCAUUUUAUUACUGUUAAACGGUUUUGUCUUCUUGCUACCGGCCGAGAGCGGGGAACGAAUUGGAUUCUGUAUCACGUGUUUCCUGUCGUUCGUGGUCCUGAUGCAGACGACAAUGCAGUUUCUGCCUCAGAUCGCGAGCCCGAUGUCACUGCUGUGUGUCUACGUUUUCUUGAUGAUGUGUUUCAGCGUAUUCAUCAAUAUUGUCACUGUGCUAAUGUUGAGGAUCUACCACAAACCAGAAAAGGAGAAGGUACCGAAAUGGAUGCAGAGGUUUACACAAAUUAUCAGAUGUCAAAUCUGCAGAUGUAAGGACCGUGAUAAACCCCAGAACGAAGUGGACUGGCCCUCGGUCGCUCGCCUGCUGGACACGUUUUCUUCAUAGCAUUCAUCGCUGCGCAGUGCGCACUCACGUUCUUCUUCCUAAUACCGCUGGGAACGCAGUGAUUGAUCUGAUGUGAUCUUAUUUUUUUGGACAUUCAGUUUACCUGCACCAGCAUUUACAACAAACCUAUUCCUUACACUUUAGCAUUUGUCUGUUAAAUAUUUUUUAUUUGUCUGUCUU
This is a messenger RNA of Ruditapes philippinarum (Manila clam), 1041 nucleotides long. RefSeq names its product neuronal acetylcholine receptor subunit alpha-2-like. The transcript is spliced from 4 exons. Lineage: Eukaryota; Metazoa; Mollusca; Bivalvia; Venerida; Veneridae. Gene Ontology annotation, cellular component: membrane; synapse; neuron projection. The coding region runs from base 160 to 861 and encodes 233 amino acids. Gene Ontology annotation, biological process: monoatomic ion transmembrane transport; regulation of membrane potential; chemical synaptic transmission. The record is from RefSeq and is a predicted model, not a curated record. Gene Ontology annotation, molecular function: transmembrane signaling receptor activity; extracellular ligand-gated monoatomic ion channel activity; neurotransmitter receptor activity.